Cannabis sativa is the source of this 2326-nucleotide messenger RNA. Its product is annotated as OVARIAN TUMOR DOMAIN-containing deubiquitinating enzyme 12. Bases 482 to 1144 code for a protein of 220 amino acids. Gene Ontology annotation, molecular function: cysteine-type deubiquitinase activity. Gene Ontology annotation, biological process: protein deubiquitination. The record is from RefSeq and is a predicted model, not a curated record. NCBI's taxonomy places the organism in Eukaryota, Viridiplantae, Streptophyta, Magnoliopsida, Rosales, Cannabaceae. The transcript is spliced from 8 exons.
CAUACAGUUAAUCUAUCUAAAGAGGAAGAAAGAGGGAAAAGGGAGCGACCAACCAACUAACGUGUGAUUCAUAUGACUAUUAAUAAUUAAAUAAAUAAAAGAAGAAAAGGCCCAAAUUCCCAAUUGGCCAAAAAAAAUCCAAUCCCUGGUUUGAUUGCAAAGAAAGAACCUUUUUCAUUCAUUGAUUCGUUCUUGUUCUUCAAUCCUAGGGUUUUAGUUAAAUUAGUUUGCUCAAAUUUGAGAUUUUGUUAGUUUAUCAAAAAAGGUUGUAGAAAUUUGAUUUGCCCAAAUUAUCAAUUGGCCAAAAAAAGAAAAAAAAAUCUAAUCCCUGGUUUGAUUUCAAAGAAAGAACUUUUUUUUUUCUUUCACUCAUUGAUUCAUCUGUAUUGUUCAAUCCUAGGGUUUUAGUUAAAUUAGUUUGUUAGUUCAAAUUUCAGAUUUUGUCAAUUUAUUAAAUUUGAUUUGAAGAAGAAGAAGGAGGAUGAUGAUGAUGAAUAAUGAAUGGUCAGAAAGGGAGAAGCAGAAGGAAAUGGAGGAUGAUCGGAUGAUCGCCCAAGUUCUCACCGAAGAAUAUGCUCACUUGGACGGUGCUCUCGCUAGACGCCUCUCCAAUUUGGCUCCUCUUCCUCAUGUUCCUCGCAUCAAUUCGUUCAUCCCUAACUUAAGCGAUGCUACUUUGGAUCAUCACCGUCUUCUCCAGAGGUUAAAUGUUUAUGGUUUACGUGAAGUUAAGGUCUCCGGCGAUGGAAAUUGCCAGUUUCGUGCGAUUUCUGAUCAGAUUUACCGUUCGCCGGAGUAUCACAAACAUGUGCGCAAAGAUAUUGUGAAACAGCUUAAGGGGUUUCGCUCUCUGUAUGAUAGUUAUGUCCCAAUGAAGUACAAACGCUACUACAAGAAAAUGGCUAAACUUGGUGAAUGGGGUGACCAUGUUACUUUACAAGCAGCAGCUGAUAAGUUUGCAGCAAAGAUAUGCCUUUUGACAUCAUUCAGAGACACUUGUUUUAUUGAAAUCAUGCCACAAUAUCAAGCACCGAAGCGUGAGUUGUGGCUGAGUUUCUGGUCUGAGGUUCAUUAUAAUUCACUUUAUGAAAUCCAAGCUGCUCCAGCACAGCAGAAGCCAAGGAAGAAGCAUUGGUUGUUCUAGAUAAACCAGAUUUUAUCGAAAUUAAUCACUCUGAGAUGCUGCAUUUGUGCACAUUUAUCGCAACCCGUCAACUCUUAUGUUUCAUUAGUUGAUAGGUGAUCUUGGUACAAUUUUACUCACACACACAAGCUCCACUUUUUUUGGUCUCUCUGUUGUAAAUUUUUUUAUUUAUUGAUGUUGUUGUUUUAAGGAUGGAUCAUUUAUAUUCUUUGGAAUAGUGUAAUUCUUUGAUUUGUUUAUGGGUCUUUGAGUAAAUAUUGAUUGAAAGGAAAGCUGUUAUUGAGUAAUGACAAGCCAGGGAAAUCGGUUCAAAGUUCUCAUUACAAAUUUUUAGACAGGAAUAAUAGAAAAAGGAAAAAAGAAGGAAAAAAACAGUUGGUGAAUAAUAUUUAAGGCAGGGAAAAAAUCUUAUUAAAAUGAUUGGAUUGGGAAUCUCAUUUCCACUGAUUGGCUACAAUGUCAGCCAGAUCCACAACCCUCUGUGAGUAACCCCACUCAUUAUCAUACCAAGCAAUGACCUUAACCAUGUCAUCUCCCAUAACCAUUGUCAACGAAGAAUCGACGGUGGAUGAUACAUCGGUGCAUCUGAAAUCGACGGAGACAAGAGGCUCAUCACAGACAGAGAGAAUGCCAUUGAGUUCCUUAUCAGCACUUUCUCUGAAAGCAGCAUUAACCUCCUCAGCAAAAGUCUUUUUAGAGACUUGAACAACAAGGUCGACGACUGAGACAUUAGGUGUGGGGACUCGAAGAGCAAUUCCAUUGAGUUUGCCUUUGAGUGAAGGGAGGACAAGGGAAACAGCCUUGGCUGCACCAGUUGAAGUUGGAACAAUGUUGAGUGCAGCAGCACGAGCACGACGAAGAUCACGGUGGCUGGCAUCGAGCAACCUUUGGUCACCGGUGUAGGAGUGAGUUGUGGUCAUGGUGCCUUUGAUGAUGCCGAAUUUCUCAUCAAUAACCUUCACAAAGGGGGCAAGGCAGUUGGUGGUGCAAGAGGCAUUACUGAUGAUUGGCUCAUCGUGGCUGUAGCCAUCGGCGUUCACUCCCACCACGUAGGUGGGAAUGUCACCCUUUCCCGGGGCAGUAAUGAGCACCUUCUUGGCUCCUGCCUCAAUGUGCUUGCCUGCACCAUCUCUGUCCACAAACACACCUGUGCCUUCUAUGACAAGGUCAAUCCCCAACUCC